Molecule: messenger RNA, 1549 nt
Organism: Daktulosphaira vitifoliae (grape phylloxera)
Lineage: Eukaryota; Metazoa; Arthropoda; Insecta; Hemiptera; Phylloxeridae
Product: actin-5C
Exons: 5
Coding region: 193-1323 (376 amino acids)
Biological process (GO): mitotic cytokinesis
Source: RefSeq, a predicted model, not a curated record
ACUUAUACUGGUGCGUAUGCACUUUCAUGACCAGUUCGUUAGUCAAUCGUGUCGUUUACAUCCGACGUGUGUUAAAUUAUUAUUAAGUAAUUUAAUUAGUGAUUUUUAUAUUGUGUUGUAUUAGUUACCAUUCUAAAAUUUUGGAUAUCCUAUUUAUUUUAGUUUUUUUACAUUCCAAUAAACUAAUUCAAAAUGUGUGACGAAGAAGUUGCUGCAUUGGUAGUAGACAAUGGAUCUGGUAUGUGCAAAGCCGGUUUCGCUGGAGAUGAUGCACCCCGUGCUGUAUUUCCAUCUAUUGUCGGUCGUCCCCGUCAUCAGGGGGUCAUGGUUGGAAUGGGACAGAAAGACAGCUAUGUCGGAGAUGAAGCUCAAUCUAAGAGAGGUAUCCUUACUUUGAAAUAUCCAAUUGAACACGGUAUUGUGACAAAUUGGGAUGAUAUGGAAAAAAUUUGGCAUCAUACUUUCUAUAAUGAAUUACGUGUAGCUCCAGAAGAGCACCCUGUUUUGCUCACUGAAGCUCCUUUGAAUCCAAAAGCUAACCGUGAAAAGAUGACCCAGAUUAUGUUCGAAACCUUCAACACCCCAGCCAUGUACGUUGCAAUCCAAGCUGUACUAUCAUUGUAUGCUUCUGGUCGUACCACUGGUAUUGUAUUGGAUUCUGGUGAUGGUGUUUCCCACACUGUACCAAUCUAUGAAGGAUAUGCUUUACCACACGCCAUCCUCCGUUUGGAUCUUGCUGGUCGUGAUCUCACUGAUUACCUGAUGAAAAUCUUGACCGAAAGAGGUUACAGUUUUACCACAACUGCCGAACGAGAAAUUGUUAGAGACAUCAAAGAAAAGUUAUGUUAUGUUGCAUUAGAUUUUGAACAAGAAAUGGCUACAGCAGCAUCUUCCAGUUCAUUGGAAAAAUCUUAUGAACUUCCUGAUGGACAAGUUAUCACCAUUGGAAAUGAAAGAUUCCGUUGUCCAGAAGCUUUAUUCCAGCCAUCUUUCUUGGGUAUGGAAGCAUGUGGUAUUCAUGAAACUACUUAUAACUCUAUCAUGAAGUGUGAUGUUGAUAUCCGUAAGGACUUAUACGCUAACACUGUAUUGUCAGGAGGUACUACAAUGUACCCAGGAAUUGCUGAUCGUAUGCAAAAAGAAAUCACUGCUCUAGCACCAUCUACCAUGAAAAUCAAGAUCAUUGCCCCACCAGAACGUAAAUACUCUGUAUGGAUUGGAGGAUCAAUCUUGGCUUCUCUAUCUACCUUCCAACAAAUGUGGAUCUCCAAACAAGAAUAUGAUGAAUCUGGCCCAUCUAUUGUACACAGAAAGUGCUUCUAAUCACUUUAUUUAUUUAUUUUCCUAUAAACUUUGUAUUUUUUAUUUUAACUUCUUUUUUUAUAAGAAUCAAAAUUAUAUAAAAAAAAAUCCGUUGCAUUAGGCGUUACAUUCCACUAAGUUGUUUACAGCUCAAAGCAUUCCUAGAUCAUAGCUCGUUUGCUUUUGAUUUAUAAUUUUUAUACUGACUGAAAAGAGAAUAUAAUUAAAUGUAUUUAUUUGAUAAUUA